Molecule: messenger RNA, 12565 nt
Organism: Coregonus sp. 'balchen'
Lineage: Eukaryota; Metazoa; Chordata; Actinopteri; Salmoniformes; Salmonidae
Source: the annotation of a GenBank genome assembly
UGAUAUUGAGUCUCUCUUUCUCUCCACAGUACUCUGUGCAGCCCAGCAUUCAGCCCAGCCUGAGACUCAGCAGGUGAAAGGCAUUGUGGGAAAGUUGAUCUAUUUUCCAGAGACAGUGUUGAAGUCUGGCAAUUUACUUUAUGGAGACCUUGGCAAUAUUGCACAGGUGUACCCUGUUAAACAAAGUAAUACCAACCUUGUGAAUAGAUUUAAAAACCGCCUUCACUGGAACAAUGUCACUGGAUUCUUCACUUUGUCAGACCUACAAAUAGAGGAUUCUGGGGUUUAUGCUGUGGAGAAUGCAGUUAAAGAUGAAGAGAAGACGACACAUACAUUCCAGCUGACUGUGUACUGUAAGUGUGUGUGUGUGUGUGUGUGUGUGUGUGUGUGUGUGUGUGUUGUAAAUUACUAAAUCAUUAAAGUGGCACUCAGCAGCAGAAACAAUACUAAAGUGGUCUCUUUAUUGGUUUGGUAAAAAGCUGAGGAAUGUGGCUGGAGAAAUGUAACCACUCUCAAAUUCAUAGACAGAGCUAUGGAUGUAAGGACUGAUCAUCCAUUAUAUAAGAAGUAUAUUUUUAACCAUGUUUUGUGACUAUAUAUUGUUUGUUUACAAUUUCUUUGUUUACAAACACCGGAGUAAAACAAGCUUAUGUGUUCUCUGACAGAGACUAAGCUCAUGAGGCAUUUAUAAGUUCUAUUCUUCAAGAAUCAAUGGGUCCAUAUCAUUAAUGUAUAAGUCCAAAAAUGGAUGCCGCAACUGCUCUUUGCCACUUUAAAGAUAAGUUCCAUUUCACCAAUUCCCAUUUUUUCAUUAUUUUCUUCCAGAUGUUCUAUCCAAGCCUCAGGUGAUGGUCCAUGACAACAGCUCCUGUAGCGUGGUGUGUUCUGUGGAGAACGGAAGAGAGGUGACCCUGUCCUGGUACAGAGGAGGAGAGAUACUCAACCAGAGCAGCAGCCCUGACCUCAACAUCACCCUCUCUCUACCUCUCAAGGUGGAUGAACAGAACAGAGACUCUUACAGAUGUGAAGCUGCCAACCCAGUCAGCAAGGAGACCACUGUUGUUCCAAAAUCCUGUAUAAAGAGUCAUCCCUCCAAGUUGACAGGUAAAAACAUUUACAGUAGCAAUGUUAUAUUGCUUAUAUCCAGACAAUACCAACUUCUAUAUGAAACAAUAAGUAUGGUAUAGCUCAUUUUAUGAAACACAAUGUUUUAAUUCAAAUAUUGUUUUCUCUCUUUUUACUUUAGAUGGUGAUAAGAGGACUCAAGGUUUUCUUAUUAUUGCUGUAAUCUGCGUUUUGGUUGCCUCAGGACUUGUUGGACUUGCAAUAUAUCUUAAGAAGAGGAGAAAUGGACAAUCACAAGCAGGUAUUCAUCUUUUAGUGGUGUGUGGUCAUUCUCCUUGUCAAAGUCAAAACAUGUUGUGCACAACCGUUUUUAAAGUGUCAAGGAUAGUGUUUUGGAAAAGGUAGGAAAUGUUUGCCUGAACAAUGGAUGCAGGUCAAAUGAAGUGGUAUAUCUUCCACACUUCCUCUGCUUGGUCAGACAGUUACAUUAUCUCUUUGCCUUUAUAGAUUCACCCGGAAGAAAGCAAGAUGACAUUCAGUAUGCAGAGAUAACUCACAUUAAACCAGCAGAUAACCAGGUUAGUAAUAAUGCUACAGGCUGAUAAACAUAGGAGACGUAAUACAGCAGCUUUUGCAGCCCUCAUGGCUACAACUAUAGCCUUUAGCUCUGUGCCAGUGGGUUAAUGUGGUAUUGAGUUGCACAGACAACCUGAGUUUAAUAACCGGCCUGAUGUCAUUUUAACCAGUUUUGCCCACAUGAAAUAGUUGGGUUGCACAAUGAGAAGCCAAACUGCACAUAUUUAUACACAGUACCAGUCAAAAGUUUGGACACACCUACCCAUUCAAAUGGGUUUAUUUACAUCCAUGGUAGUGAGCAUUUCUUCUUUACCAAGAUAAUCCAUCCACCUGACAAGUGUGGCAUAGGAGGAGGAUUUCUGUCUGUAACAAAGCCCAUUUGUGGUGAAAAACUCAUUCUGAUUGUCUGGGCCUGGCUCCUGCAUGGGUGGGCCUAUGCCCUCCCAGGCCCACCCAUUGCUGCGCCCUUGCCCAGUCAUGUGAAAUCCAUAGAUUAGAGCCUAAUGAAAUCAUUUCAAUUGACUGAUGUCCUUUUAUAAACUGUAAUUCAGUAAAAUCUUUGAAAUUGUUGCAUUUACAUUUUUGUUCAGUAUAGUAAUGCAUUUGAUCUUCCCGUGUCUUUUACAGUAUUUGACAAGUCUGUGGACUUUCAAGCUUGGCUUCGUGGUUCCUCCCACUAGAUUUAGGAAUGGUCCUAGAUGUGUUUACUGUUGAGUUGCCUACUGCAGAACAAUGAGACUUGACAAGAAAGCGUCAGACGUGUCUUGUUUCCUUCCUCUGGCGCAAAGUAUCUAAUAAUGAAACAUAUGAUCAUUUUUCCCCUCUUUCCUUGUCCCUCUCAAUCCUUCCCUCCCUACCUCCCUUUCCCUGUCUAGGAGUCGCUUAGAGACAACCCUAACCUGACAACAGUAGUUUAUGAUACACUCCAGUUACAUCGCAUGGCUGCCAGCGAGGAUGUUAACACUGCAUGAAGGAGCAAAACAGCAAGGUUCUGAGAGGGUGACAUGAUAAUUCACAUCCAAGAGAAGGCUUUACAUCCUAAAGAGGACGUUAAGACAAAAGUAUAGUAAAUAUUCAUCUAGAAAACUUAAUGGAGGCACAGUUGUUACUGGAGAAAAUUCCCAUUUAACCAUUGCACUGUUUUUAUUUCAGACUUCCUUUGUUGGUCAUUCUCACAGUCUUUUGUUGAAUUGGGGCCUCAAUGAGAUUCACUGAUAGACAAAUUCAAUAGCUAUGCCUAUGGUUAUUAGUAGGAUGAUCACACUUUUCUAGUGCCCAUUGUCCCAAUGUAUAUCUUAAAACAAAUGGAACCUAUCUUUUAAUCCAAUUCACUAGUGUGUUAGCUAUGCUAUUGCUGGGCCAAAGCUUAUUUUCAGUACUGUCUGUUCUGUUUAAAUGUAGGUGCCUGCCCUGUAUCUUUUUAUAGCUGGUCAUUGUUUAGCUUGCCAUUGGAUAGCAGCAGUGUACAUACAAAGCAUAUGUUUGGUGAGAUAAAGCCUCCUACUCCUUAGAAGCAAUGGCUGUUAUGCUAUGUUGGAAACAAAAAGUCCAUAGGUUGAUUUUUUUUUUUUCUUUCACCAUGUAGAUUCUAUUGAAACAUUUCUGAGGGGUAGAUCUUGAUUUGCCUUUUGACUCAAAGUGAUCUUUGACAUUUUACUCAUUGCUUUUCAUUUUUAUACAUUUGUAUUUCAGAGUAGUUACUGAGACUGAAUAUUAAGAUAAUAUAAUACACAUUUCACUAUUCUAAAAUAAGCUUAUCACUAAUUCAAACUGAUAAAGUGUACUGAGCUUUUUUUGUACUGAGCUUCAAUAUAUUAAGUCAGACUUACCCAUACAUUCAAUACAUUUCCUAAUGUUAAAUGGUCGUCAAUUCCCCAUACAUGCUUGAAAAAUAUACUUACCUUAUCACAACGCAAAAUAUUAUUAAAGUUUACUCCAUUGUUUAUAUUUUUGUUGUCAUUUGAGUUUUUGUAAACAAUGUAUUGCUACAACAUACCUGUGAAAACUGUCAGUCCUUGCAGCCAUAGCUGCAUUCAAUAGUUUGAGAUUGUCUCUGGAGAAAUUGUGCCACACAACCUCCAGAUUCUGGUUUUAAAGUUUGACCUAGAUAGUUUGUGUAUUGAUAUGUAGGCUAGGUGUGCCUUUUUUUAGUUAUUGAUGUAGUUCUGUUCUUGUCUAUUAAUGUUCUGUGUUAUGUCAUGUUUUGUGUGGACCUCAGGAAGAGUACAGUGUGGGGAAAAAGUAUUUAGUCAGCCACCAAUUGUGCAAGUGCUCCCACUUAAAAAGAUGAGAGGCCUGUAAUUUUCAUCAUAGGUACACGUCAACUAUGACAGACAAAUUGAGCAUUUUUUUCUCAUCUUGAUCUACACAACCUACAACACAAUUUCAAACUAAAAGAACAAUUGUAGAAAUAUCCCAAUACUUUUGGCCCCGUAAAAUGGGGGACCUACAUUUACAUUUACAUUUUAGUCAUUUAGCAGACGCUCUUAUCCAGAGCGACUUACAGUUAGUGAAUACAUGUUUUUUUAUAUAUAUAUUUUUUUAUACUGGCCCCCCGUGGGAAUCGAACCCACAACCCUGGCGUUGCAAACGCCAUGCUCUAUCAACUGAGCUACAUCCCUGCCGGCCAUUCCCUCCCCUACCCUGGACGACGCUGGGCCAAUUGUGCGCCGCCCCAUGAGUCUCCUGGUCGCGGCCGGCUGCGACAGAGCCUGGAUUCGAACCAGGAUCUCUAGUGGCACAGUUAGCACUGCGAUUCACGGUAAUGUCUACACAUGUUGUAUUCGGCACAUGUGGCAAAUAAAAUUGGAUUUGAUUUGGAAUACAUAGAAUUGCAGGAAAUGAGCUUUCAAACAGUAACAUUUUCCAUCUAGGGGUUGUGCCAGAGCGCAAUGAAAUUCACAUAGCAAAUAUCACUCCAGCUUUCUUCAAAAGUUGGCAGCCCUGCAGGAAGGUAGUUAGCUUAGCUAGCAAGCAAUCUGUGCGGACACUGGACUGGCGCCAAAGUGAACACUCAUCCUUGAUACAUUACUGUCUGGGCCCUAUUAUGUCAGUGGGCUUAUUUAGUUCGUUUUCGGAAAUAUGCAAAAAGCAAGAUAUUUGGUGCAAAUCUAUAAUUCAGGCGAGAUUGUUGUUAGCUAGCUAGCUAAAUUAGAACGUGUGUGACUAAAACCAGUGCAGUAACCAUUUUACUGCAUGAAUGUUUUCAGUCGUCAGCACAUGCAAUUUGGAGUUUAAAUAUAUAGCCAAUUAAUUUUGUAUUGAAUAACAGUAAUUUACAUGACGGUUUCAGUAAGAAAACACUGUCCUAAUAAAGAGCUAGCGUGUGCUUGUCAUAACAAGCUCUCAUUGGGUUUCCACUAGUUACCACUACCACAAUGUCACAAAAAAAUCAUAAAAACAAAAAUGUGCUUUUUGGUCUUAAUUUAAAGUUAGGGUUAGCCAUAAGGGCAGCAAUAUGGUUAAGAGAAAUUGUAGAAAUAGGCAGGAUUUAUGACUUUGUGGCUGUGGUAACUAGUAACAAUCCUCUCAUUGCAAGGUUGCCAUAAGGUGUUUCUUUACAUGACCUUUGACUGUUGUAAAGCACCGUAAUUAAUCUACUCAAUACAAAUUACAUCUAGUGGUGACAUUACGAACUACAUGUUUCUGCAUUUCACUGCAUAGGUUGUGAACUCGUGAACAGUGCAGUUUCAGAUUUACUUUGUGACUAAGUUGAAUUCAUUCAGCCCUUCUUGUUUAUUAGUGUGCUUGUAGUGCUUCAGCACAAACACUUAUGGAUUCUUACCCACUGCCAUAGAUAGGUACACCUUAAAGAUUUGUCUGAGAAGGUAAACUGAACAAGUGUUUUGUAUUUACUUUCGUAUUUAUAGAGGAUAUAGUUGCUUUUUGGUGGUUAUCAUGUAAACCACAAAUAGAAUGUUCUUAAAUAACGUUAACUGUAGUACUUAGUUAAGAAAUCAUCAUUUAGAGUAUCUGUUAAUCUUUUGGAGCAUCAAUUGUGUUAAAACAUGUAUGUUUUUCAUUCCAUCUCUAAAAAAAAAAACAUAUUGGCAGAUAUAUCAGUAAUCGGUGACUUUUGCCUCCCUAAAAUUGGUAUCAGACCCAAAAAUCCCAUAUCAGUCGGCCUCUACUUCCUUCAUGCGUGCAAUGAUGUCAGAGGGGAAAAAACUGUGUUCGUUGUUUGCACUAACUUCUUUGUUGUUGUAAUAUCGCAAAUGGACGUGGCUGUUUCACCAUUAAGGAUUUCAGCAUUAAGAUAUGGUGGGAAAUAUAAACUGUAGAAUAUACAGUAUUUACUAUGAAAUGUACUAUGUGAAUAAUAUGACAGUUAUUUACAGUAGAUAAAGUGAGCAGUACAAAUAAAUAAUAGCAGCAGUGAUGGUAGUGAGAGAAAGUGUGUAUGUAUGAAUGUGUGAGUAAAGAGUCCCUGCAAAUAGUCUCUUAAUAGGGGGCAGGUGAAUAGCAGGUACAGUAUGUGCAGAUGGACUGCUAGGGUUAGCUGUUCAACAGUGUUAUGACCUGGAAGCUGUGUUGGAACCGGUAGGUCCGAGACCGGAUGCUCCGGUACCUUCUGUCAGAUAUGUAGUAUACCUACCGCUCGGAACCUCUUCUUCAACUCCUCAUCUGUUGCCUCUGGAUCAAUUUGUAACACCUCAAAGAGGUGCUGUAAUUCCUAAACGGUUCACCUAAUUUGGAUGAACAUACUCUCACAUUAAAGCUGACAGUCUGCACACACUAAACACAUUACGCCCUGUUCAAAUCGAUCAUUAUUGUGUCACCUGGUCAAAUUGUUAACAAAGCAGGAUGGUGAAUCAUUCACAAACAUACAAUAUCCUUUAAAUAAAUGCAUGUCGCUACACCCGUAAUAACAUCUGCUAAAUAUGUGUAUGUGACCAAUACAAUUUGACUCUCUCUCUCUCUCUCUCUCUCUCUCUCAAAAUGGAAUACUCAUCCACCAUCACUCAACAUUCAAAAAUUAUCUGGAGAAGAAAAUGCGCACACAGGAUUAAUUAAUCUUUAACAGGUUAGGUGAGAUGUUACCUUUGAUGCGGUUUCAUCAUACGGAAAAAUCACUGCAAAGGUUCCUGGGUACACCACCAAGGCUGCCGCUGGGAUAAGAGGAUAAUAUCUCCCUCCAUGCCCCUCCUAUUUUUUGUGUUGUGUGUGAAAAGCAAAUACAGCUAUAGAUGCAGUUGUAGUUGUGGAGCCUGUUGGAUGAUUGGAUGGACUGUAGGCUACGAUGCUGUUUUCUCGACGAGAAAGACUGAAGGUGAUCGUACUGUAUCUCUUCGGUACGUACCCCUUGAUUUUGUGACUGUGGUUGUAAAAACGACAGCUGUCGUUAAACUCAUUUGUGACACCUUUAGUCAUUCCACGUGAUACAGAAGCGUCAUAUAUGUAUAUAUAUAUAUAUAUAUAUAUAUGUGUGUAUAUAUGUAUAUGUAAGCUAUACAUGUAGGCUUAUGAGUCUUAUUAGUUAUGUUCCCAAAUGUAAUUGCUAAAUCUGCAGGCUAGCUGAUGCUUUAUACCAUUUUAUGGGACUUCCACUGUUGUUCCAGGCAUAGCCUUCACACUCAAGUUACACAGCUGAUAUAAAAAGGAGGCAUCGACCCAUUUGCUAAGGUUGUAGGGAGUUUUUCUGUGCAAAAGCAAUUACACAAGCAUAGGAAGUAGUUUGAUGGUGGGGGCUGGGUGCUUUUUUUUGUUUGUUUAUUUUCUUCUUUUAUACAUUUCAGGGGGUGUUACAGCAACCCUACUUCCCACAGCUAUGUUCACAAGCGUUGAUGGAUACACCUAACAACAGUUGUGUGAAAAAAAUUGUGCAGACAAACUCUGUUGCGAAGUUGAUCAACUUGAGUAACUCAUUUUAACAGGCAGGUGACUUUGUUAUCUAUUUCUCUGAGAAUAAUGAUCUGACUGCAACCAAUGUGCCUCUUAUUUGAAUGUUUGGCUUGAAUAUGAGCUCCCACAAUUCCCCACUGUGUUCAGGAUGGAGAAGAGAGAGCAUUUUCUCUUGGUCACAAAAUUACAUUAGAUUUUUGUCCAACUUGCCUAAAGCGCUGCCCUUGCACAACUUCCCUUUUCUGAAAUGGUAAUAUGAACAACUGUGUUUAUGUUUCGUAUUAUGUUUUAAAACAUUAUUGUCAUGAUAAGAACUAGAGUUGGGAAUCUCCUCAAUGGUGUUCUAUCAUUAAAUGACAAUGAGCAUAGGUCCAUCAACAAAAUGAAGAACCCCCGUAGAUCAAACAUUCAGGGCCUGUUUCCUGUACACAGAUUAAGCCCUGGACUCAAAAGUAUACACAAUGUAGAAUCUCCAUUGAAAUAGUGUUUUAGUCCAGGACAAGGUCUAAUCUGUGUCUGGGAAACAAGCCCUCAAAGUAUUUAAGAUAUAGUGUGAGAAGGAAAAGAUGUGGGUUUUGAGGUUUGGGUUUUGUCUGUCAGAUCUAGCUUGAGUUUCUUGACUGAGGUGCUUGUGAACUGUUAAAGGACUGUACGUUAUUUAUAAUGAGGGAUACCUGGAGAACUUUGACUUUGACUAGGGCAUUCCAAAACUUCAAAUUUGUUGCUUUUAACCAUUUCAUGUAGACUUGAUUGUGUGUUUUGGAUCAUUGUCUUGCUUCAUGACCCAGCUGCUCUUCAGCUUCAGCUCACAGACGGAUGGCCUGAUAUUCUCCUGUAGAAUUCUCUUAUAAAGAGCAGAAUCCUGUCUGGACAUGUCCAUUUGACGUGAUGCUGUGUCAAUGCUAGCCGUUUGUCUAUCUUUAAGUUUCAUCAGGGCUGAACUCCUUGAAAUAAGUUUCAACUUAGACUUGAAUAAUAUAAAAUUGUUAAAUAGUCAUGCGACAUAGCUAUAGCUAAUUUGUAGGAGUUUCACAAAUUCACUAUGAAUUCCAAGGUUUGAUACGGAGCUCGGAGAAAAGAUUGUGCUCAGAGCUUUUCCUUUCGACACACCAACUCGCCCAUACUCUAGUCGACAUAUUGCUAACAUAUUGCUAACAUAAUUGCAAAAGGGCUUUCGAAUGAUAAAUUAGCCUUUUAAAAUGAUAAACUUGGAUUAGCAAACACAACGUGCCAUUGGAACACAGGACUGAUUGCUGCUGAUAAUGGGUUGUAUGCUUUGAUGGAGGUAGUUUAUUUUGUGUCAUGUGUUUAAUAUUUUGAAAUGUGUCAUUUUGGCCAACGUGUUUCAGUUUGGGGCUACAUGUUAAUUGUUUAGAAAAAGUUUGGAAAAAUGUUCUCAAGAAAUUGAGAAACUGUAAUUUGCUACAUUGUUAUGAUAUUAGAGAAGACCUAUGAUAUUUAAGACAAUGCAUUGAUAUUUAGUCUCUCUUUCUCUCCACAGUACUCUGCACAGCCCAGCAUUCAGCCCAAACUGAGACUUGGCAGGGGAAAGGCAUUGUGGGACAGUUUCUCUCUUUUCCAGAGAUGGUGUUGAAGUCUGGCAAUUUACUUUAUGGAGACUUUGGCAAUAUUGCACAGGUGUACCCUGGUAAACAAAGUAAUACAAACCUUGAGAAUAGAUUUAAAAACCGACUUCACUGGAACAAUGUUACUGGAUUCUUCACUUUGUCAGACCUACAAAUAGAGGAUUCUGGGGUUUAUACUUUGGAGAAUGCAGAUGACAAUGAAGUCAAGAUGACACGUUUCAGCUGACUGUGUACUGUAAGUGUGUGUGUGCUGUAAAUUACAAAAUCAUUAAAACGGCAAUCAGCAGUAGAAACAGUCGCUUUAUUGGUUUGGUAAAAAGCUGAGGGAUGGGGCUGGAGAAAUGUAACCACUCUCAAAUUCAUAGACAGAGCAAUGGAUGCAAGGACUGAUCAACCAUUAUAUAACACUUAUAGUUGUAACAAUGUUUUGAAACAAUAUAGUGUUUGUUUACAAUUUAUUUGUUCACAAACACUGGAGUAAAACAAGCUGAUGGGUUCUCUGACGCGGACUAAGCUCAUGAGGCACUUCUAAGUUAUAUUCUUCAAGAAUCAAUGGGUCAAUAUCAUUUAAUGUAUAAGUCCAAAAAUGGAUGUAGCAACUGCUCUUUGCCACUUUAAAGAAGUUCAAUUUCACAAAUUCUCAUUUAUUCAUUAUUUGUCUUCCAGAUGUUCUGUCCAAACCUCAGGUGAUGGUCCAUGAUAAUAGCUCCUGUAGCAUGGUGUGUUCUGUGGAGAACGGGAGAGAGGUGACCCUGUCCUGGUACAGAGGAGGAGAGAUACCUCAACCAGAGCAGCAGCCCUGACCUCAACAUCACCCUCUCUCUACCUCUCAAGGUGGAUGAACAGAACAGAGACUCUUACAGAUGUGAGGCUGCCAACCCAGUCAGCAAGGAGAACCGCUGUUGUUCCAAAAUCCUGUAAAGAGAGUGAUCCCUCCAAGGUGACAGGUAAAAACAUGUACAGUAGCAAUGUUAAAUUGCUUAUAUCCAGAAAAUACCAACUUCUAUAUGAAACAAUAAGUAUGGUAGAGCUCAUUUUUUGAAGUGCAAUGUUUUAAUUGCAAUUCUCUCUUUUUACUUUAGAUGGUGAUAAGAGGACUCAAGGUUUUCUUAUUAUUGCUGUAAUCUGCGUUUUGGUUGCCUCAGGACUGGUUGCAAUCAAUUUUAAGAAGAGGAGAAACGGACAAUCACAAGCAGGUAUUUCUUUUAGCGGGGUGAGGUCAUUCUCCUUGUCAAAACAUGUUGUGCACAACCUUUUUAAAGUAUCAAGGAUAGUGUUUUGGAAAAGGUAGGAAAUGUUUGCCUGAACAACGGAUGCAGGUCAAAUGAAGUGGUAUCUCUUCCACACUUCCCCUUCUUGGUCAGACAGUUGCAUUAUCUCAGACCACUUCUCUAAAUGUUGAAAAAGCAGAAGGCAAAUACAUUUUUACAUUUUUAGUCAUUUAGCAGACGCACUCUGACAAUCAUUACUAUAUAGCUUCUCUGAUAAACAUAUGAGACGUAAUACAGCAGCUUUUGCAGCCCUCGUGGCUACAACUAUUGCCUUUAGCUCUGUGCCAGUAGGUUAAUGGUGUAUUGAGUUGCACAGACAACCUGAGUUUAAUAACCGGCCUGAUGUCAUUGCAACCAAUUUUGCCCAUGUGAAAUGGUUGGGUUGCACAAUGAGAAGCCAAACUGCACAUAUUGUGUACACACUGAACAGUCAAAAGUUUGGACACACCUACCCAUUCAAAUGGGUUUGUUUACAUCCCUGGUAGUGAGCAUUUCUUAUUUGCCAAGAUAAUCCAUCCACCUGACAAGUGUGGCUUAGGAGGAGGAGUUCUGUCUGUAAUAAAGCCCAUUUGUGGGGAAAAACUCAUUCUGAUUGUCUGGGCCUGGCUCCUGCAUGGGUGGACCUAUGCCCUCCCAGGCCCACCCAUUGCUGCGCCCUUGCCCAGUCAUGGGAAAUCCAUAGACUAGAGCCUAAUGAAUUAAUUUCAAUUGCUUGAUGUCCUUUUAUGAACUGUAAUUCAGUAAAAUCUUAGAAAUUGUUGCAUGUUGCAUUACUAUUUUUGUUCAGUAUAGUAUGGCUUUGAUCUUCCCGUGUCUUUUACAGUAUUUGCCAAGUCUGUGGACUUUUAAGCUUGUCUUCGUAGUUCCUCCCACUAGUUUUAGGAAUGGUCCUAGAUGUGUUGACUGUUGAGUUGCCUUCUGCAGAACAAUGAGACUAGACAAGAGAGCGUCAGACGUGUCUUGUUUCCUUCCUCUGGCACAAAGUAUCUAAUAACGAAACAUGUGAUCUUUUUUCUUUGUCCCUUUCAAUCCUUCCCUCCCUACCUCCCUCUCUCUCCCUGUCUAGGAGGAGCGAACAGGUAUACAAGAACUGGAGUCGCUUAGAGACUACCCUAACCUUACAUUAGUUUAUGGUACACUCCAGUUACAUCGCAUGGCUGCCAGCGAGGAUGUUAACACUGCAUGAAGGAUUAAAACAGGAAGGUUCUGAGAGGGUGUCAUGAUCAUUCACAUCCAAGAGAAGGCUUUACAUCCUAAAGAGGACGUUAAGACAAAAGUAUAGUAAAUAUUCAUCUAAAAAAAGGUAAUGGAGGCACAGUUGUUACUGGAGAAAAUUCACAAUUAACCAUUGCGAUGUUAUCAUUUCAGACUUCCUUUGUUGGUGUCACGACUUCGGCUGAGGCUGCCUCCCCUCCUUGUUCGGGCAGGCUUCGGCGUUCGUCGUCACCGGCUUACUAACCACUGCCACCCCAUCAUCAUCACAAUUGUCUUGUCUUGUCAAUCACACACACACUUAAUUAGUCCGUGUAUACGUUUUCCCUCUGCCCCCUUGUCCUUGUGGGUGAUUGUUAUUUGUGAGAGUAGUGUAGGUCGUUGGAGCUACUCGUAACAUAUUGUUGCCAGGGUAGAUUUUCCCCUGUGCCUAUGUAUUGUUGGAUAUCCAUUACAUGGUAUUUGCCAGGGAUGAUAGUUUCCCCUGUGCCUGUUUCGUUGAUCGCUACUUGAGCGCAUUUGUGUGUCUACGAAGGAAUAAACUCUGUGAAUACCCUCCUGCGCCUGACUCCUUUCCAUCACACUCAUCACAGUUGGUCAUUCUCACAGUCUUUUGUUGAAUUGGGGCCUCAAUGAGAUUCACUGAUACAGACAAAUUCAAUAGCUAUGCCUAGGGUUAUUAGUAGGAUGAUCCCUCUUUUCAAUUGCCCAUUGUCCCAAUGUAUAUGUUAAAACAAAUGGAACCUAUCUUUUAAUCCAAUUCACUAGUGUGUUUGCUAUGCUAUUGCUGGGCCAAAGCUUCUUUUCAGUACUGUCUGUUCUGUUUAAAUGUAGGUGCCUGCCCUUUAACUUUUUAUAGCUGGUCAUUGUUUAGCUAGCCAGUGGAUAGCAGCAGUGUACAUACAAAGCAGAUGUUUGGUGAGAUAAAGCCACCUACUCCUUAGAAGCAUUGGCUGUUAGGCUAUGUUGGAAACAAAGUCCAUAGGUAGAUUUUUUCCUUUCACCAUGUAGAUU